Molecule: messenger RNA, 1792 nt
Organism: Vanessa atalanta (red admiral)
Lineage: Eukaryota; Metazoa; Arthropoda; Insecta; Lepidoptera; Nymphalidae
Exons: 9
Coding region: 148-1665 (505 amino acids)
Molecular function (GO): lipid binding
Source: RefSeq, a predicted model, not a curated record
GGUUAUAUUUCGCAAUCGUCCUUAACUCACGUUCAUACAUUUUUAUCUAAAUGAGAAACAAAUAUAGUCAAAUGUAGAAUGUACGAUGUAAUUCCGACACUAAAUAAAGUUAUUUAACAAAACCGGUGUCUGCAUAAGCGAGUUAGCAUGUCUACGACAAAAUUUAGAUUCAUAUUGAGAGACUUGGGGGUGAUGAGACUAUGGAGUGCGUGGACGCAUAAAUACAUAUUCAGUACUGUUGUGAGAAGGUGUAUACGUGAUCGUGGUGUUCGAGAAGUGAUUCAACGUUUCAGACACACGAUAUUACGUCCAAAACGGACGUUGUUGUUGUCCGCGACAGCGGCUUAUAAAAGUCAUGACGGUUCGUUUAGCUGCGAUCAAGGGAUAUCGGACGGUGAAUUACAGGAUUUAUUACUGGAAUUAGAUAAUGCCCAGAAUCUCGUCCAGAUGACGCUGUACUGCACGAGGUGCGGGAAGCGUCUCGCGAUCGACAGGAAACAGGCUGGCGUAACAUAUUGUGGAUGUAAAGAACCAACGGCGAAAAAGGACUCAUCCGAGGGGUGGGUUCCGUAUAUGGAGACGGAUGACGUCAUCAUAUGGAGGAAGGAGUACAAACCAGGGAAAGGAUUAUACGCUUACAAAGUUUACGGUCGUUAUCCGGAAGUGGCGGCCAGUGAUUUCGCAGCUGUGCAAAUAGAUGGCGCUUAUCGUCGCGCGUGGGACUCGGCGGUCGCGGCUCUGGCUGUGGUGCAACGUGACGCCCGUGGCGUACCCGGACAAGCGGUGCUGCACUGGGAGGUGCUGUGGCCGCGACUGUUCGCGAACCGAGAUUAUGUUUACAUAAGACGUCACAAGGAAUUCGACAUCACGACAAAAGAUAAAACGAAAACGCCCGAAGCGUUACCGACGUUCGAGAAGAACGUGCUCGCGAAAGCGAAAAGGAAAUCAUUAGAGGGCAACGCGAAAGAAAAGACCGGAGAUGUACAAAAUAAAGUUUAUAUAAUCGUAUCGAAGUCGUGCGAACACCCUGACGUGCCGGAGACGAAGCACGCGAUACGUGUUGCGGAGUACUGGAGCCACAUGGUGGUCAAGAGCGUGGAUGGUACUGAAAAGCCGGGCAUGGAGUUCGUGCUGACGUACUACGACGAGCCGGGCGUGGGCGGCAUGCCGGGCGGCGUGGCGGCGUGGGCCUCCAGCCGCGCCGCGCCCGCCUACCUGCAGCGCAUGCGCCGCGCCGCCGCCGACUACCGCGCCUGGGCCGCGCGCCGCCCCGCGCAGGACAUCCCAGACUUCGUACCUUUCGGUCCAGAUCAAGUCAACAACGAGCAAGCUGUUCAAAUCAAAGAGCAAGAUAUGGAGUCUUCAAAACAAGGACCGGAAAUGGAGAAUGGCGUUACAACUCAAGACCAGGGGUCGCAGACUGAAGAGUACCUAAUAAAAAACUAUUGUAUAAACAGCAACGCGAUCAAAGAUGAUGUUGACGAUAAAGUCAAUAAAGUACCCGCGAAGCGUGAAGUCAGCGUUCAGACGAAUGGGGGGGAGGAUACGUCGAGGAGUGAUAAGAAUUCGUCAGGCGUGCAAGAGGGAGACAGCGACAAAGCACCCGAGGAAGAGAACAACGGUGGAUGGUGGCGAUACCUGUACCCGUUCUACUAUUUCGUUUGAUCCGAAGUCAAUUAACCAGUGGCUCAUUAUAUGAGACAGUUUUAAUGUUUGGAUCACGAUGAGUCAUCCGUUAAACGUAGUUGAUUUAAGCGUAAGUUUAAAUAUAGCUUUAAUUUACGACGCUAAA